AUGAAUAAUAUUUCAUAUUAAAAAGAUGAAAGUCUUAUUAAUGAAGAUUAGAAUCAAAUAAAUUAGAUUAUUCAAAACUUUGAUUAAAAAGAAGAAUAAAUUCUACUUUAAGAAAAUAAUGAGAUAGAUUAAUUAGAAGAAACUCAAAAUAUUACCUUUAAUUUUGCUAAUACCAAAACUUUUAAAAUCGAAAUCCCAGAUUAUGCAAAAUUGAUCUCUUUACAAAAAUACUAUGUUCAAGAAUUCAAAUAAUUAGUUUUAAGUUUAGAAUUGAAUUUUUAAAUUGUAAAAGAAGGAUUGAUUAUUUAAACUGAGGCAGAUGAAAAUCAUCAUGAAGGAAUUAAAAAUGAAAUAAAUAAAUAUCUUAAAACUAUUUAAACAAAAAAAUUAGCAUUGGAUUAUGAUAGUACACGUACAUUUUUUAGAUCAAAUUAUAUAUAGAUUUAAUGUUCAAAACAAGAAUAUUAUAUUAUUAAAUAAAAAAAUAGUGAUCAAAUUAUUGAAAUUCAUUUGGUAAGCAAAAAAGAUUAUUUAAAUAUUGUUGUAUAUAAUUUAGAAUAAAAAUUAAAAGGGUUAAGAAUAUUUUUCUUAGAUGUAGCUAAUCAUAUGACAUCUCCAAAAAUUAAUAUAGAUCAUAAGUAUCUACUAGCAAACUUAAGAUAAAAUUAUUUUCAAAAAAUCACUUAGGAUGAUCUUGAAAAAACUUUCUCAAAUUUAGAAUUUAUAGAUGUCAUCGACAAAUAAAAACCAUAUAGUUCUGCUAUAUUAGGAUUUCAUUUUCCUUUUGAGUUAUAAGGAAAAUCUUAAUAAUGUUAAGAUAUUUUUACAUAUAUUAAAAAAACUAUUGAAUCAUUAUUCGUUAUUUUCAUAUCAUUCAAUGCCUAAGGGGAUAAUAUAAAAUAAGCUAGAUAUAUAGAAAAUCUUAUAACUAAUUUUAGAUAAAAUAAUCAAUUUGUUUGUGUUUGCUAAGUUGAUUUAUCGUUAAAAGUAAUUGCAAUUUUAGGAACUCCUGAAGGAAUUAAAAUCAUUGUUAAUGAACUAUUAAAAUAGAAGUAAGAUGAAUUUAGUAAAGAUUUCUUUCAAACAUUUACAGUGAAUAUUCUAAAGAAAAAUUUUGAAUUUAAUCCAACAAAUUAAAUGUAUUCUAAUAAAUUAUUAAAGAGGUUCAUUUUAAUCAUAAAUAACUGAUUAUCUUUAGAAAAAAAAUGCGAUGGAAAUCUUAAGUUAAGAAUAACUUUAAAUUAUUAAAUUCAAAUCUAAAGUCAAAUUCGAAUCAUAUAGUAUAGUGUUUUUUUUAUUUAGUCAAUUUAAUCAAUUUUAUAUGUGAUCAAAAAAUUAAAUAAGAUGUUGAAAAGGUCUUGAAUACACAUAAAAAUAGAAUCAUUGCUAAAAUAAAAUAAUUCAAUCUAGGAGAGAAGUUUUUUGAGUAAAUAGAGAAAGCGCCUAUUCAAAAUUAAAUUCAAUAAGCAGUUCCAUUAUAGAAUUAGAUUUAGAAUAAGAGCUAGAACUAGAAUUAGAAUUAGAAUUUUAGCUAGAGCUAGAACUGGAACUAGAAUAGAGGCUAUUAUUAAAAUUAGAACUAGAACUAGAAUUAGAAUUAGAAUUAGAAUUAGAAUUAGAAUUAGAAUUAGAAUUAGAAUUAGAAUUAGAAUUAGAAUUAGAAUUAGUAUUAGCAUUAGAAUCAAACUGUUAAUAAUUAAAACGUAAGUCAAUAAUAAGAGACAAAUUCUGCUAAUGAGAAUUUGCUUGGAUUAUUUAUAAAUAAUUAAUAACAUUCUGAUAAUUAAGAUGAAGAAGAUAUUAUUUUCACUGAACCUAUAGUUUAAGAAAUCUAAGAUGGAACUGGUAAAAUUAAAAUAAGUGAAAAAUAUUAAUAGCACUUUAAAGAAUUGAUAGGUCAAAAUGGAUAACCAUAAAUUGGUUAUAUUUGCAUAAACGAAAAUGUGCUUAUGUCAUUAAAAGUCUUUAGCAAAGAGAUAAAAAUAUAUCCAGAAGUUAAAAAAAUUGAACGUUCACAAGAUGAAAUAAUUAUUCAAGUUAAAGUUAAUGGGAAUGCUGAAAAAAAAGUGGAAAUGUUACAAAAUAAUUAAGUUUAAAUUAAUGAUAAUCCUUAAAAUAUACAAAUUUUUGAAUUAAAACAUAAUGAAGAUCAAUUAUAUAUGGUUAAUAAAGAUAACUAAAUUCUACCAUAUAAAAAAAUUGAGAAUUGA
This is a messenger RNA of Paramecium pentaurelia, 2210 nucleotides long. Lineage: Eukaryota; Ciliophora; Oligohymenophorea; Peniculida; Parameciidae. The record is from the annotation of a GenBank genome assembly.